Aspergillus alliaceus is the source of this 922-nucleotide messenger RNA. Its product is annotated as PRP38 family protein. The coding region runs from base 33 to 734 and encodes 233 amino acids. Lineage: Eukaryota; Fungi; Ascomycota; Eurotiomycetes; Eurotiales; Aspergillaceae. Gene Ontology annotation, cellular component: precatalytic spliceosome. The record is from RefSeq and is a predicted model, not a curated record. The transcript has 2 exons.
GCUUCAUCUUGCAGUCAAUUCACACCGGAACCAUGGCAUCCCACCGCGCCGAUGCCAGUAAGCUUCUUGACAACCGCGGCUACACCGGCCCACUUGUCCGCGGCGUCAAUCCGGCUACUCUGUUCGAAAAGGCCGUGCGCGACCGCAUCACGGACUCCUACUACUGGAAAGAACAAUGCUUCGGGUUGAACUCAGCGACACUAUGCGAUCGUGCAGUUGAAAUGACCUCCAUCGGAGGAACAUAUGGUGUUGCCGAGAAGCCCACGCCGUUCCUCUGUCUCGCGUUUAAGAUGUUGCAACUGAACCCGGACCGGGAUACCGUACUGGAAUACCUGAAUUUCACCGAUCCAGUCAACGACGAAGAAGGGGAGCAGACGGCGACGGAGCAGGCCGAAAAUGGCGUGGUCAAGCAAAAAGGUGACUUCAAGUACCUGCGGGCUUUGGCGGCAUUUUACGUUCGGUUGACAUUCGAUGCGGUCGAUGUGUACAAAACAUUGGAACCGCUGCUUCUCGACUACCGGAAAUUGAAGCGGCGAGUGCGCGACUCGGUUGUCCUUACUUAUAUGGAUCAAUUUGUCGAUGAUCUUCUCACCAAGGAUCGUGUGUGUGGUACGAGUUUGUGGAAGUUGCCUCCUCGGCAACAGUUGGAGGAUUUGGAUCUUUUGGAGGAAAGAGAACACGAGGAAGGGCAAGCUAGUGAUGCACUGUCUGCUAGUGAUGCCAAUGAUGAUUGAGACUGCAGCCGGCUUGCUUUGAACGUCUUCUUCGCUCAAACCAAAUUAUACCUUUGUGCUGAGCUUCCAUUACCGACUCGGUCUCGAAAACUACGACUCCCUGUGCAAAUUCACGACGGUCUUUCAUAAGCAGCCGUGACCAUCGAGAUUCCCUCACCUUUUCAACAGGUGUGGUUCUCGCUCGACCC